AUAUAUAUAAUCUCUAUGGGAAAAAUCCUUUAUUGUAGCCAUCUGUUAAGGUAAAGAACUCAGCGUUGAAGACAGCGAUGUCUUCACCGUUUAUAUUGGCAGUGAUUCUUCAUUUUUUCUAUCAAGUGACAUGGGCCACAGUGUUUCCUGACGUUAGCCACCGUCCACCAAUUCCAGGUCAAGCUGUCAGGACAUUUGAUAUCUCGGGACAAAGAUAUUAUGUCCAGGAUGAUUUACAACAAAAUCCCCCUCAAACUAUGAUUAAAGAGGAAGGAUUUUUACAACCCGAUCCGAAACCAGAUAACCAGCGGUGGUUCAUUCGGGAAAAUCAGUCUGAUGAAACGGUUGACUAUCCCAGUUCAACAGAGGCAUUUGAUAGGUAUUAUUCAAAUGGAUUACCUGCUGUUGGACCUGUAGCUACUCCUUUACCGGAUGAAGCAUUUAUGAUCCCAACAUCUAGUAGAAACCAAAUGCCUGAUGCACCAUCAUCUACAGGAAAUAGUGACAUAUGGGUUCUGACCAAAGGAUCUGAUAAUCAAUAUCUACCUCAAAGGCUGGUGCAAGUACCACUACCAACUGAAAGAGUGGUUGAAGUGAUUAACCAAGAAACGAGCCCUAAAUUUGUAUCAGAAUCAGUAAAAUCAAUUCCUUUUAUUCCUUCAUCUCUGUCUUCUCAGAAAAAUCAGUUUCCCCCUCCACCACCUGCUAAUGUUGUUCAAGAAAUUUGGAUUCAAUCCCCAAAUAAAAUUCAAAUUCAGAAUCAGAAAACGGCAGCAGUAAUAGAUGAGCUACCUUCCAUCAAACAAACCAUAGAUACUCAACAACCUGUUAAACAAACUUUAAGUGUUCCACAAACUGUUAAACAAAUAGUAGACAUUCCUCAACCUAUUAAGCAAACUGUAGAUGUUCCACAGACGUUUAAGCAAAUUGUGCAGCCUCAAAUAACCAAAGAUAUGUAUCAGUCUCCGCCACCACCUCCACUUCCUGUAUUAUCCAAAACAGCUGCACCUCUUCCACUUCCUUCAUCCUUUAAAACUUCAGACAUCACAAGCCCAAAGCAAAUAAUAGCUCCUGCAACAGCAGGUGAUGUUAUUCCUGAUGAUGCCAAGUACAUACUUGGAAAGAAUGCAGUUGUAUCUCAAGUAAAACACAUAUGGAUACCAACAUCUCCGCAAACUGGAAAGUUUAUAACAGUUCCUGUCUCAGGGAGUCCAGCUCUCGAGAACUCAGGAUCAAUGAAAGGUAUACCGGUUGACAUUGCCUCGCCUGUUGAUGUGUCUGAGACAUGGAUCUUGAAGCAAGAUGGUCUUAUUCCAAGAUUUGAGCCUCAAACGUCAGCCUUGCCAGCUGCUGUUGCUCCAAGUGGAAAAGUUUUAAUUGAUCAAACUCCAACAGUCGUUCAAACUGAUUCACUAAAGAAUGUACAGCUAGUUGGAAAAAGCAUAACUGAUAGUAUUCCAGUUAAUAUGUGGCCAGUAUCAAAAGGCAUUUCUGAUCAAACGAUUAUCGGUAAAUCUGAGACUCCGUUACCGCCACCUCCAGGUAUUUCACAAAAAUCGGAUACGAUAAUAGUUGAUAAAGGUCUUCCUGUACCUCCCAUCUUUCCUCCGAAAACCUACAUUAAUAACGAAAAUCUUUUACCAACUCCUAACCUACCACCUCUUCCUCCACUUCCACUUAUUAGAAAAGUGAUGAACGAUAAACCAUGUCCUCUUAAUCCCCAAAUUUCGUCUUUCCCAUUAAAAGGAAUAGCUGCUCCUGUAGUUUCAAAGACAUUACCCGUUGUAAAAUCACAACCAAUUAUGCGCAUAAUUAGAAUAAACAAUUAUCCUUAUGGAUCAUAUGUUUUAAAUUCCCAAAUUAAGCCGAACGCAUACGGAUACUCUAGACCUGCCACGAUAUUGCUUCGGCAAACGAAUAACGGUUUUAUUCGUUUAAUACCUGCAAAUCCUUCUUCUACUCCAGUUGCGAUUAGAAGGCGAAUUAUCCCAAUACAGGGUUCAAAAUCGCCAGCUUCAAUAAUCUAUCCACCAGCGCAAGUCGUCAGCAGAUUAAGAUAUAACUAUCCUAUAAGUGGAUAUGUAAGAUCUUUCCCAGUCCCAGGUAAGAAUGUUUUCCCGCCGCCUCAGGCAAUUUUCCCGAAAGCAGGAUCAAUUCUAUCAGCUUCGUCAGGAUCGAGGUCCUCUUCUGAGAGCUCAUCCUCGGAAUCUUCAGAAGCGAAAGAAGCCAAAAGAACUAAAUCAAAAGGUGCCAAAUCAGCAGAAGCAGAAGGAAAAAAGGUUGAGGAAGCAGAGUCUAUAGAGACUGAAGAACCUGCAGCUGGCAGUAGCAGUUCCGAAACAAAACCACAAAAGGAUAGUUCAUCUGUCGAGAAAGAAUCAGAAAGAGAGACAGAGGAAGAAGUACCAGCUGAAACACAAUCAGCAGAAAGUAUAGAAGUUGCUGAAAGUCAAUUUAUUUCGUAUUACGAAAAGCAUCCAGAAGGUGAAAUUACAGACGAAAGUAAAUUAAAAUUAUUGCCUCAGAAAUAUACUUUAGAUUAUGAUCAGCGCGAUAGCGUGCUUUUCAAAAUCGUAAAGAAGACUCUGAUGGUAAUGAUAAAAUUAUUUCCAACUAUAGUUAUGGAGACAUUAAUCGUUUCUUUCGAAAGAUAGAAUAUGAUGUAAGUGAUCAAUAUAAACCGGAAACUGAAAAUAAUGAACCUGAUAUAGUGAGUCACAAGACUGUUAGCAUAGCAAAUACUGUGAUAGAUAACUCAAGUGCAGAAACAAACGCUAGCACAACACCUCCUUUCAAAGAGAAUUUAACAGAGGAUGCACAGCGUGACUAAUUAUACGGCAUGUAAUUUGGAAGUUAUAAAAUAAAUCUUUUCUGAGAAAAAGUCAAAAAUUCAAUUGAAUGCAGAUUUGCAAAGGGAUUUCAUCCUUAUAUUUAUACCAACUUCAAAGCAAAUUUUUCUUUCUUACAGUUUAUUUGAAUAACAUAGUUUGCUAUUAAACGUUUCGACAAAUUUACAUAUUUUUGCUCAGACAUGCAAUCUUUUUUAUUCAAACAUUAUUUUUAAUGAACAUGAAUUACUGUAAAACUUACAUAUUUUUAUUAAGCUCUUUUUACACUGCCAAAAUAUUUUACUAGAGUUUUAAAAUGUCCAUAAACGCUUUAUUUUGCAUACGUUUGUGAGAAAACAAAUCGAAAAUGCAAAUGUAUUUUGGAGAAAUCUAUGCAGUUAUGUGUUUUUAUACAUGCUUAUUACAAAUGAAUUGUUUAUAUUUUUAUGUAUGAAGAAAAUAAAGAAUUGUUACUUAU
Molecule: messenger RNA, 3306 nt
Organism: Stegodyphus dumicola
Lineage: Eukaryota; Metazoa; Arthropoda; Arachnida; Araneae; Eresidae
Source: RefSeq, a predicted model, not a curated record